This is a messenger RNA of Bombina bombina (fire-bellied toad), 3159 nucleotides long. It is a transcript of the gene SH3GL1, whose product is annotated as SH3 domain containing GRB2 like 1, endophilin A2. Gene Ontology annotation, cellular component: glutamatergic synapse; presynapse; cytoplasm. Gene Ontology annotation, molecular function: protein binding. The record is from RefSeq and is a predicted model, not a curated record. Gene Ontology annotation, biological process: synaptic vesicle uncoating. The coding region runs from base 115 to 1224 and encodes 369 amino acids. The transcript is spliced from 9 exons. NCBI's taxonomy places the organism in Eukaryota, Metazoa, Chordata, Amphibia, Anura, Bombinatoridae.
CCACUUUUCCUGCUUCUUACCGGAAGUGAGUGGUUGCCAUGUAAUUUCCUGACGAAGAAGGCGGUGGGGUAGUGUCCGUUAAUCUGUGUGUUCGGGUGUCUUGUGUCCGGAAUCAUGUCUGUGGCCGGAUUAAAGAAGCAGUUUUAUAAAGCCAGUCAGCUGGUGAGCGAGAAGGUCGGAGGAGCUGAAGGAACCAAACUUGACGAUGACUUCAAAGAUAUGGAAAAGAAAGUGGAUGUUACCAGCAAAGCCGUGGCUGAAAUCCUUGCCAAAACCACGGAGUAUCUGCAGCCAAAUCCAGCCUCAAGGGCAAAGUUGUCUAUGCUGAAUACUGUGUCUAAAAUCCGUGGGCAGGUGAAAAACCCAGGCUAUCCACAGUCAGAAGGUUUACUAGGAGAGAGCAUGAUACGCUAUGGCAAGGAGCUUGGCGAUUAUUCCAGUUUUGGUGAUGCUCUGAUGGAUGCUGGGGAGUCGAUGAAGAGGCUAGCUGAGGUGAAAGAUUCUCUGGAUAUAGAAGUGAAGCAGAACUUUCUAGAUCCUUUGCAGAACUUGUGUGACAAAGACUUAAAGGAGAUUCAGCACCACCUUAAAAAGCUGGAAGGCCGUCGGUUGGACUAUGACUAUAAGAAGAAACGUCAAGGCAAGAUACCAGAUGAGGAGUUAAGGCAGGCAAUGGAAAAAUUCAUUGAGUCCAAGGAGGUGGCAGAGACCAGCAUGCUCAAUCUGCUGGAAACCGAUGUGGAACAAGUCAGCCAGCUUUCAGCUCUGGUUGAGGCCCAGCUAGAGUAUCAUAGACAGGCUAUGCAUAUCCUGGAAGAACUGUCCGACAAACUGAAGGAUCGCGUGCGUGAAACCUCCUCCCGACCCAAGAGAGAAUUCAAACCCAAACCACGGGAAACCUAUGACUAUGGAGAAAGUGAACAGUCCAAUGGAGGCUUUUCUUGCAACCCACCCUCAAACAAACCACCAGUUUCUUCUUCAUUUCGGUCUGAGAAACCAGCCAGGACUCCCAGUAACCGAAGUUCAACUCCUCUGGACCAGCCAUGCUGUAAAGCGUUGUAUGAUUUUGAACCAGAGAAUGAUGGGGAGCUAGGCUUCCGAGAAAGUGAUAUCAUCACAUUGACCAACCAGAUUGAUGAGAAUUGGUACGAAGGAAUGAUCAAUGGCCAAUCAGGAUUCUUCCCCCUCAACUAUGUGGAGGUUCUGGUUCCAUUACCUCAGUGAUAUGUGAAUAAACCCUAAGGGGUUGGAGGGACUUUUGACUAAACACUAGGGACCAAAAUACUGAAGUGUGGACAUCAUUCUUGCCAUUUGAUGUUAACUUCCUUUGUCUCUUCUAGGAAUUCUCUUAAAACAUGGGGUGAGGUGUUUAACUUACUUUGGUGCGUUAACUCCUGGAUAACAGCUAAAAAAAUAUCAAAAAAACUCUCUUUACUCCGUCCAUCCUUUUCCUAGUCUGUCCCUGAUACUUUUCUACAUCCAGUGCCAGCUCUCAACAUCUUUUCAAGCAACAAAUCACUACAGCCAAUUGCCCCCUAUAACACUAAAAGCCAUAAUAGCUCAUUAGAAGUUGGGUUGCUGGAACUUUUUUCACAUUUUGGUAACUUUUAGGUCCCUUCUAUGGAGUUGGAGGGUUUCUUGAAAAGAAGUGCCCUUUUUAUGUAUGGGCAGAAAUAGUAAACCUCUCUUUCUUGGAUACAGGCAUAUUAUUCCCAUCCAUGCUUGCAAGAAAGACAACCCUAUUAGGAUCUUUUUACAACCUACGUCAAAAUCCUUUCACUGGCUGCCAAUUGACCAAUUAUGCAGGAUUAUCAUUGGUUUAUCUGGCUGCUUAGGUGUAAUUCCUAUUUUCCUAUUAUGUGUAUGUGUAUAUAUAUAUAUAUAUAUAAAUAUGUAACCUUUAUAUGCUAUGUUACUCACAUUCUGUUACAUUGUAUAUUUUAACUGUACGGAAUUAAUGUUUUAACCCUUUAAAGACCAAGAGCCCUACUAGCAAACCACAAGGCCCCUGUCAUGAGAUGGUUUAUAGACGGCAAGUGAUAAGCAAACAGGUUUGUUAUUAUUGUUACUAGAUAGUAUUAAAUCAAUCCCCCAUUUAACCCCAUCAAGGGCAAACUGGGAUGUAAUUCAUAACUGCUGGCAGGACCAGGGUUAAAGCAGCAGCCAUUGCAGAAAUAUAAUAAUUUUAAACUAUAAAAGAUAAAAAGAAAAAGUUUGUUACUUAAAUAAUUGUAAACUGAAUAUAGACAUCUUGCUGAAGUAAUGUGUCAAAGAUCAGGAGUUAUCCAGGUGCUCAGUACUUUUAUUAUUAUUAUUAUUAUUAUUGGCGUAUGUGACAGAGACUGAAAGGGACAUCGCAUUUCUAUCAUAUGAUAAGGUGAUCUAUUUUAAAGAUUAAUAUAAUAUAUUGUUUUUACAUGGAAAAGGUUAUGUUAAAGCUGUUUGUUAUUUUACACUAACAGGAAGUGCAAUAAUAGUCCAUGGGAUAGAAGGCUGAUAAGGAAAACUACCACAGCUCUAUUGGUGGACAGUGACAUUCCCCAGAUAACUAACUGAUCUUUAUUUUUGAGCACAGGAACACCCCCCUUCAAAAACAUUAAUACAUAUUACAAUGCCUUAAUUUAGAAGCAAAAAGGGAAAAUACUUUAAUGUCCCUUUAAAAAAAAUAUUCUUGCCAGGAACAAGUGAGGAAGCUUCCCCUUUCCAUCAGUAUUUGUGUAGGAAUAAUCUAUUAGUCAUUAAAUAGUAAUACAGUAUCAACAUAUAGUUUCAAUUUGUAUAUGUAGAGGAGGUUGAAAGACAAAAGUCCAUGGAGUUCAUCCAUCACAGAUGUCUUGUGAUCCCUGAUCACAAAAAAUCUAACCAGCAUUUUCAAUAACCUUUUUUUUCACAUCCAAACAAAUAUUACAAUUAUUUUAAAUUGUUGCUCUUGUGUAUGCAUGAUAGAAUUGUUUGUAAAGAUCGUGGUGCAACCCCUUCCAUUUGACAAUCAAGCAAAAAUCACUGUAGAUUCUCUGUUUACACUUAUACAUUACAGGUGCUGCUUUAAUUUGUUUCUUACAGUAUGUUGAAAAAGACUGGCUCGAUUAAUUAAGGGGGUAAUUUUUUCAUAUAUUGUAAUCUUUGAAAUUAAAAAGAAAACAGUAUUUUUUCCUUAAA